UGGUGCGCGAGCGGGCCGGCAGCAGUGGGUGGGACUGGGUUUAGUCCUAGACCUAGGGGCUGGGGCCGCCUCCCGACGCCCAUCUGCUGGCGUUUCUCCUUCCGUAGAUUUGGGGGAGCAGCGGCGACCUCGGCCUCCAGUGUCUCCCGGGAACUGACGCGGGGUGGCCGCCAGGAUGGUGUUACUGGGCUUACUGCAAGCGGGCGGGUCGGUGCUGGGGCAGGCGAUGGAGCAGGUAACGGGCGGCAACCUCCUAUCCAUGCUGCUCGUCGCCUGCGCCUUCACGCUUAGCCUGGUCUACCUGCUUCGCCUCGCCAUCGGCCACCUGGCCCCACUGCCGGCUGGGUCGAAAAGUCCACCAUACAUUUUCUCUCCAAUUCCAUUCCUUGGACAUGCUAUAGCAUUUGGGAACAGUCCAAUUGAAUUCCUUGAAAAUGCAUAUGAGAAGUAUGGACCUGUAUUUAGUUUUACCAUGGUGGGCAAGACAUUUACCUACCUUCUGGGGAGUGAAGCUGCUGCGCUGCUUUUUAAUAGUAAAAAUGAAGACCUGAAUGCAGAAGAUGUCUACAGCCGUCUGACCACACCCGUGUUUGGGAAGGGAGUUGCAUACGAUGUGCCUAAUCCAGUUUUCUUGGAGCAAAAGAAAAUGUUAAAAAGUGGCCUUAACAUAGUCCACUUUAGACAGCACGUUUCUAUAAUUGAAAAAGAAACAAAGGAAUACUUUCAAAGCUGGGGAGAAAGUGGAGAAAAAAAUUUGUUUGAAGCGCUUUCUGAGCUCAUAAUUUUAACCGCUAGCCAUUGUUUACAUGGGAAGGAAAUCAGAAGUCAACUCAGUGAGAAGGUGGCACAACUGUAUGCAGAUUUGGAUGGAGGUUUUAGCCACGCAGCCUGGCUGUUGCCAGGCUGGCUCCCCUUGCCCAGUUUCAGACGCAGGGACAGAGCUCAUCGAGAGAUCAAGAAUAUUUUCUACAAGACAAUCCAGAAACGCAGACAGUCAAAAGAAAAAAUUGAUGACAUUCUCCAAACUUUGCUAGAUUCUACUUACAAGGAUGGGCGUCCUCUGACAGAUGAUGAAGUAGCAGGCAUGCUUAUUGGACUGCUCUUGGCAGGGCAGCAUACAUCCUCAACGACCAGUGCCUGGAUGGGCUUCUUUUUGGCCAGAGACAAAACACUUCAAGAAAAAUGUUAUUUAGAACAGAUAACAGUCUGCGGAGAGGAUCUGCCUCCUUUAAAUUAUGACCAGCUCAAAGAUCUAAAUUUACUUGAUCGCUGCAUAAAAGAAACGUUAAGACUUCGACCUCCUAUCAUGACCAUGAUGAGACUGGCCAAAACUCCUCAGACUGUGGCUGGGUAUAUCAUUCCUCCAGGACAUCAGGUGUGUGUUUCUCCCACUGUCAAUCAAAGGCUUAAAGACUCAUGGGUAGAACGUCUGGACUUUAAUCCUGAUCGCUACUUACAGGACAAUCCAGCAUCAGGAGAGAAGUUUGCCUAUGUGCCAUUUGGAGCUGGGCGCCAUCGUUGUAUUGGGGAGAAUUUUGCCUAUGUUCAAAUUAAGACAAUUUGGUCCACUAUGCUUCGUUUAUAUGAAUUUGAUCUCAUUGAUGGAUAUUUUCCCACUGUGAAUUAUACGACCAUGAUUCACACUCCUGAAAACCCAGUUAUCCGAUACAAACGAAGAUCAAAAUGAAAAAGGCUACAAGGAACUGAUACGUGAUACAUCACUGUAAACUGCAAAAGCCUUGAUUGAAGAGAAUGAAGUUUAUCAAAAACCCCCAGUGUAUUAUUUUUUGAGUGUGUAAUUUUAAAAGACAGCCAGCUUAAUGGUUUUUAUAUUUUAACUGAAUUCUAUGAAAUCUAAUGGCAUUUCAAGAAAUUUCCUAAUAGUUUUAUGAUGGAUAUUUACUACUUCUUUUACUUAAUGAAAUUAUAAGCUCAUCAGUCUGCAGGGAGGGAACAGAAUCUUUGGUAAUUGGCAGAUUCUAAAUAACACAAUUUCCAGGUAUUAAUUUUAAUACAUAGCUGUUGGCAAGUAAGUUUAGGGUAUUCAAAUUUGGACUAGAUGUGCAAGUAUAAAAACCCACUGCAAUUCGUGGAAGGCUUAGGUUAUUUAUUCAUUUGCUGGGUAAUGUAUUUAUGUGUGAGGAUGGGUGGGCAGGUAAUAAACUCACAUUUAAAGCUUUGGCUAAAAGAGAAUCCUACAGUUUUGGUAUGAUGAUACUUAGCAAAGAUGGAGCUAUGUUGCAGGAAGAUACGUCCUUUGAAAUUUUAACUGGAAGCACUGUCUAUAGGAAACUGAGAGAGAUCUAUGACAAUGACUUAAUUAUAUUUCCUAAAAAAUAAUUAAUAUUAAAGGCUGCUCCUGUAACUUGAUCUAAUUACUAAAUGUUACAUAGUUAUCUGCCUGAUAAAUUUGUAUCUGGUUCCACAUCUUGACAUAUGUAAGUCCAAAAUUAUCCCCUUGUGGGAUAAUUUAAUUUUUGUUCCCUUUGGCUCAAGGUGGUUCCCGCAUCCUCUCCAGAAUCUAAUUAUGUUAAGGGAUGUAUGUUAAGUAGUUCUGUUAAUUUAGGUUAACAGCUUUUUAAAAAAAAAAUACAAAAUCUGAGAUCAGGGAACUCUGGCUUUAAGAUAGGGUAAUAGGAAGCAGGGACCUUGGGAGUGUAUCACUGGUCUGAUUCUGUGAAGCCUGUGUUCAAGAAUCAAAUUAUAACUGGCAACCUCAAAUUAUUAUGAUACACAUAAUUUAACCAGAAAGAUGUGGCAAAGUAUUUUCCCUUAUGUAUUUUACAGUUUGGUUUAAAAGGCUGGAGGACUCAUGUUAAACUCCAUUUGUGAAGGCAAAAUCUCUGCUAUUGAGUUUUUCACAUUAAAAUUACCUUUGAGAAUA
Messenger RNA from Camelus dromedarius (Arabian camel), 2884 nucleotides. RefSeq names its product lanosterol 14-alpha demethylase. Gene Ontology annotation, molecular function: oxidoreductase activity, acting on paired donors, with incorporation or reduction of molecular oxygen; iron ion binding; heme binding. The record is from RefSeq and is a predicted model, not a curated record. The coding region runs from base 176 to 1687 and encodes 503 amino acids. The transcript is spliced from 10 exons. NCBI's taxonomy places the organism in Eukaryota, Metazoa, Chordata, Mammalia, Artiodactyla, Camelidae.